This is a messenger RNA of Chelmon rostratus (copperband butterflyfish), 1278 nucleotides long. RefSeq names its product GATA zinc finger domain containing 1 (gene gatad1). Gene Ontology annotation, cellular component: nucleus. The transcript has 5 exons. Gene Ontology annotation, biological process: chromatin organization; regulation of DNA-templated transcription. The record is from RefSeq and is a predicted model, not a curated record. NCBI's taxonomy places the organism in Eukaryota, Metazoa, Chordata, Actinopteri, Chaetodontiformes, Chaetodontidae. Bases 313 to 1050 code for a protein of 245 amino acids. Gene Ontology annotation, molecular function: sequence-specific DNA binding; zinc ion binding.
AAUAGAAGCAGUGAAGAAGAAACAGUGGCGAUAGCAAUGGCGGUGAUGUGGUUGCGAAAAUAAACAAUCCAGGUUGCAAUUUGACGCUGUCGUGAUUAAUACAGUCAAAUGUCAUAGCUAGUCAUCUAAGGUGUGUUUGUCGCAGAAAAGGGGCAUAAUUAUCCUCGUUUGUGUCAUUUGAAGCACUCUCAUCAGUGUGUUAUUGGUCUUAACACAGUUAGCAGGAGCUUAGCGAGCAACCAUCAUCUCAUUGUCGAGCACUGUAUUAACGUUCAUUUCUUCUUACCCUGGCGUCGUUUCGGACUGUUAACGAUGCCGCUGGGGUUGAAACCAUGCUGUGCUGUCUGCAAGACGAACUCUUCGUCGAUGUGGAAGAAAGGAAACCAGGGAGAGAUCCUCUGUAAUAACUGCACAGGAAAGAGCAGCAGCGGCGGACCAUCAGGACCCUCCAUGUCCUCCAACAUUCAGCCCAGCAAUGGCGGAGGAAAGCAGUCCAAGCAGGAGAUCCACAGGAGGUCUGCACGUCUGAGAAGCACCAAAUACAAAGCUCCUGCAUCUGAGAAGAAGGUGUCAACAAAAGGAAAGGGCAGAAGACACAUAUUCAAGCUCAAAAAUCCAAUCAAAGCACCAGAAUCUGUUGCAACAAUCAUCACUUCAGAAUCCGUAUUUUAUAAGGGUGUAUACUACCAGACAGGGGAUGUGAUCAAAGUAACAGAUGAGGAAGACGGGAAGCCAUACUAUGCUCAGAUUCGAGGCUUCGUUCAGGACCAGUACUGUGAAAAGAGUGCUGCACUGACCUGGCUGAUCCCCACCCAGGCCAGCCCGAAGGACCAGUUUGAUCCUGGGACAUACAUUGUUGGUCCAGAGGAGGAUCUACCCAGGAAGAUGGAGUACCUGGAGUUUGUGUGCCACGCCCCCUCUGAAUAUUUUAAGUCACGUAGCUCUCCGUUCCCCACCAUCCCCAUCCGGCCAGAGAAGGGCUACAUCUGGACCCAUAUAGGACCCACACCAGCUCUCACUGUCAAGGAGUCCGCCAGUGGCAGCAGUUAACAUGACUUCGUUAUGGACUUGGUCUGUUGUUUUUAAACAGACGUAUAUGUAAAUUUAUGUAAUAUAAUGAAAAAAAAAUUGUUGUUAACCACAACCAUUAGCUCAGAUUGAAAACAUGUUGUAAUUCGAUGCUAAGGAAACCAGGUGUAAUCACAUUUCAAAGAUGCUGUGUACACAGUGGCAAGAUUGAAUAUUGCUUUUGUAUUUUGUAAUAAACAAAAAGGCUCU